Messenger RNA from Lemur catta (Ring-tailed lemur), 944 nucleotides. It is a transcript of the gene CLMB, whose product is annotated as chromosome 20 C16orf74 homolog. The coding region runs from base 105 to 464 and encodes 119 amino acids. Lineage: Eukaryota; Metazoa; Chordata; Mammalia; Primates; Lemuridae. The transcript has 2 exons. The record is from RefSeq and is a predicted model, not a curated record.
GGGCCGACUCGCCUGAGUACGUUCACGAUUAUGGUGCUGUGAGAUGUUAACGGGGGAAGGAGGGUCAUUUAACUUCCCUGAACCUCAGUUUCCUCAUCUGUGAAAUGGGGACAGCCAUUCCCGCUCUGCUGAGGGUCCUCAGGCCUCGCAGUGCUGGGGAGGGGCGGGGGCGGCCAGUGGCGGGCGGUUCCCCAGCGGCCACUGAUGCCUGUCUCUCUGUCGUGUGUGUACGUGUGUGUGUCCCUCGGCCUGCCUUCUCAGGCUUUAAAAUGUGUGUCAGCAGCAGCAGCGGCAGCCACGACGAGGCCCCCGUCCUGAGCGACAAGCACCUGGAUGUGCCCGACAUCAUCAUCACCCCCCCGACCCCCACAGGCAUGAUGCUGCCGAGAGACUCGAGGCAGACAGUCUGGCUGGACGAGACGGGGUCAUGCCCGGAUGAUGGAGAAAUCGACCCCGAAGCCUGAGUCCCAGGACGGGGGUUUGCACGCCGCUCCAGCGCCCCUUGCCCAGGUGUCCCGGGGACGUGGCUGCCUGGGCCGGUGUGGACAGGACACUGUGACACUGAGUGAAUCCGGCCCCUGCCAGGAGAGGUGCGGCAGGACCAGCUGGGAACCCGGCCUGCCCGCUUCCAGAACAGUCUCCCCCAGGCCCCGCUGAGCGGACCAGGCCUCCGACCCCUCCAUGCUCUUGCUGACCCCGACAAGGCGAAAGGUGAUGCCGUGGUGAUGGCUGUCGGGGUCCCAGGGAGGGGCUCCCUUCUGGACAGGUGCCCUCCCAGCACCCUGGGCCGUGUGGACACGUGGCCCGAAGCUCAACACAGACAAGAACUUCUUGCGAGAGAAGUGGCCCCGUUUUUUACAAGUUGUUGUACAGAGACUGAAACAGUCCAAAAAGCGAUUUAUAAUUUCCGUUUUGCAUUAUAAAUAAAGAUCCUCCGUAAUGAA